AUGGCUGAGACAAAGCACUUUCCAGUAGAAGAGUCCAAGGAAACGACCGAAUUAGGAAAACAACAUUACAGAAACCGUGCAAAGAAAUUGAAACGCUCCAAAUUUCUGCCCAAUGCGAAACGGUUUGGCAAACGAAAUAGCUUCGGCCGGGGUUUCGAACUGGAGCAGGUAGAAUACAACUAUUUGGUCUCGAUACUCGAAGCAAUGACCAAACAGAAAGACACCGAGGAGCGGCAGCUGAUAGCGAAUAACGUGAUGGGCCAGCUGAAGGGAAAAGAAAUGCGAACCGCUUUGAAUCAGGUUGGAAGCAGGGUGCUGGAAAAUCUGCUCGUCUAUACCGGCGAGGAAACUUUUGCAACGCUAACGGAUUUCUUUGCAGACAAUUUUCGUGUCUUCUGCUGCGAUUUAUUCGCGUCACACGUGUUGCAGAAAAUGUUGCACAUUGCGAUGUUGCGAGCAGUUGCUCCUUUGCAGCCGGAAAAAGAUGAGCAAGAUAGCCAACAGCAGAGCCAGAAAAAAAGGCCAGGUAGCGCGGAUUGGAACGUGAACAGUGUCUGGCCUUGCGUCGAGUACAGCAUGAAAGAGCAGUACAGCGAUGACCAUAGGCAAAAGUGUCGCCAGUUUGUCGAACGGAUGGCAAAGUUUCUGGUGAACAAUCUCGAGGAGUUCGUUUGGGACACGAAGGCCAACUUCGUGAUAAGGCAGUGUAUGUUGAAUUUAAGUGGCAUCACAGAGAAAAAAGCUGUCGAAGGAAGCGAAUCAAAGCAUUUGGCCGUACCGGAACAAUGGCAAAAGCUGCUGAAUGAGUUUAGCGCGCGCCUGCUGUCUUGGCCACAGUUUGGUGACCUGGCGCACUCGGAUCUAACAGCGGUGAUGCUACAAGAUCUGCUGAGAGCCGUUGCCGUGACUGGCGAUGUAUUUCAACUGGAGCAACUCGUUUCAAAACUCUACAAGGAAGUGUUUCGAGUGAAGAAAAAAGACAAGAAAGAGGAACCAAAUCAGGACGAAAAGCCGGACGAACCGGAUUUACCUAACGUUUUCAGAAAUGAAAGCAUUGAACGUUUGCUGGAGUUGUGCAUUGUUGUUGCUCCGGCUCAAUUUUUAAAAGAUAAACUAUUUGCCCGACUGUUCCGAGGCCACGUGAAACAACUGGCAUUAUCGAGAACGUGCAACUUUGCGGUGCAGAAGCUGAUCGAUCACACAUCGGACAAAGACAUGAUGGAUUUGAUCUUCGGCGAGCUCGAAGACAGCUUCGAGAAAUUGCUCCAUGUGGGACACACUGGUGUUCUGCUGACGGUGGCCAAAGCGUGCGUUCGGCUUUCCUGCCAGCAGGGCAAGUUUGUAAAACUUUUUCUCGAUGCACUGCACUGCGAUGAAGUUGCUCCAGAGAAAAUGAUUAUGGCCUUCCUCUAUCUUAUUCCCGUCAAUAUAACACCUUUAAACCCCCCAAAAAUCCACCUGCAUGGAUCUUUGAUCCUGCAGGCAAUACUGGAUUUUAACAAACCGAUUAAAUUUGUCACCGCCCUGCUAGGCAUAUCGAACGACCGGUUGGCGGAGAUAUUCAUCGAUCCACGCGGUUCCUUCAUUGCAAACGCGUUCGUCCAGGGUCGUUCAGUGGGAGAAAAGUCGCGCGAAAAGCUAGUCCGUCAUCUCGAGGGACAAUAUUGUCACCUGGCCCUAACCGCGCACGGGUCACGUGUGGUUGAGAUCAUGUACGAGGCUGGCAAUGCGGCACAACGAGAAAACAUUGUGCAUGAGCUGGCCGAGCAGUGUGCCCAGCUGAACAAUAAACCCUGGGGUACGAUGAUCAACAAGCGACUGCUGGUGGAUACAUAUAAGCGUGAUCCGGCGCGGUGGAGAGUUGCAAUUAAGAAUGAUGCCAAGGUGGGGAAAAUGUUCAGUAAACUAAUGGACGGAAAGAAAAGGAAACUGGAGAGUUAA
Messenger RNA from Anopheles marshallii, 1941 nucleotides. Its product is annotated as nucleolar protein 9. Gene Ontology annotation, biological process: endonucleolytic cleavage in 5'-ETS of tricistronic rRNA transcript (SSU-rRNA, 5.8S rRNA, LSU-rRNA); ribosomal small subunit export from nucleus; endonucleolytic cleavage in ITS1 to separate SSU-rRNA from 5.8S rRNA and LSU-rRNA from tricistronic rRNA transcript (SSU-rRNA, 5.8S rRNA, LSU-rRNA). The record is from RefSeq and is a predicted model, not a curated record. Gene Ontology annotation, cellular component: nucleolus; preribosome, small subunit precursor; 90S preribosome. NCBI's taxonomy places the organism in Eukaryota, Metazoa, Arthropoda, Insecta, Diptera, Culicidae. The transcript has a single exon. Bases 1 to 1941 code for a protein of 646 amino acids. Gene Ontology annotation, molecular function: RNA binding.